UCUCGACCCACUUCAGGUCCAGACCAGCCGGAGGAGGAGGAGGGAGAGUUAAUGUCGGCAGCUGCUCUGGGGAAAUAACACAUUAAAGAUUGUUCUAGCAGCAGAGUGAGCCUUCCCCCACACCAUGUCCCAGGACAAGAGUGGAUACCCUGUUAUGGGUGAGAACAACCCACUUCAUAACAACGUCUAUGGACCGCCUCAGCCAGGUUUCGGCAUGCCCCCUCCCAACUACAGCCAAGCCCCAGGGGGACCGUACCCACCAGCAGCCGGCUACGGACAGCCGGGCUUCCCCCAAGCAGGCCCGGGUUUCGCUCCUGGUCCCUACCCUCAGAUGCCUUACCCUCAGAUGCCCUAUGCACAGGGACCCUACCCUCAGGGGCCUUAUCAGCAGGGAGUCGCACAGCCAGGCUUUCCCGGUGACCCCAUGGCCCCGGGUGGCAGCCCUGGUUACCAUGGUGAUGGGCCUCCAUCUUACUACGAUAAUGAAGAGUUCACCAACUCUGGCUUUGAGGACAAGACAAUCCGACAGGCCUUCAUCAGAAAAGUUUUCAUGGUUCUCACAGUGCAGCUGUUGGUCACCUUCUCCUUCGUUGCUGUUUUCACCUUCGUCGACGAAGCCAAGUUAUUUGUGCGACGUAAUCCAUGGACAUGUUAUGUGUCCUAUGCAGUCUUCUUGGUGGCUCUGAUCGUCCUCAGCUGUUGUGGAGACUUCCGCCGCAAACACCCCUGGAACUUGAUUGCACUGUCCAUCCUGACCCUGAGCCUGUCCUACAUGGUGGGCAUGAUCGCCAGCUUCUAUGACACGGACACCGUCAUCAUGGCCGUGGGCAUCACUGCGGUGGUCUGCUUUACUGUCGUGCUCUUCUCGCUACAGAGCAAGUAUGACUUCACUUCCUGUCGGGGUGUGCUCUUCGUGUGCCUGAUCGUGCUGUUGCUCUUCUCGUUCCUCUGCAUGUUCAUCCGCCACAAGAUCCUGCACAUCGUCUAUGCCUCACUGGGGGCCCUGCUCUUCACCUGCUUUUUGGCUGUGGACACUCAGCUUCUCCUGGGGAACAAGAAGCUGGCUCUGAGUCCAGAGGAGUACAUUUUUGCUGCCCUCAACCUCUACACUGACAUCAUCAACAUUUUCCUCUACAUCCUGUCUAUCGUGGGACGCUCCCGUGAAUGAGGCUUCACCUUAAAGAGAGCAGGAGGCAGAGAAUGCCUCCUGUUGGUGUGAAACAUUGCUGACAUGCUCUUUAACUCCUUUAACUUUUUCUUCACUUUCUUUUCCCCAUGACACUCCUCAUUUCCUCCCCCAUCUCACACACACACACACACACACACACUUUUUUAAAAGAAAUCGUGUAGUUGAACUGUGAAGCAGACACUGAGAGGGACACUAUUUAUUUACUACAAAUUCACAUUAAUGACAAAUGUAUCUGUCUUCUCCUCAAUUUUGACUACUCUGCUUGCUGUAACUGCUUCUACUAACAGACAUCCCUUAACUUCCAGUUUGGCUCGACACAAACCGUGUAAAACAUGUUAUCCUGUGGAUGCCUGGCACUCAACCUCGCCUCGCUGCAGAGAUUAAACAGAAAAAGAGCGGAGAAGGUAUCCGUGGCGCCUAAUAUUGAUGCAAACCAGCCUUGCCUGAAGAGAAGUUAGUGCUAGAAGUACCCUCCUCUCUAAUCUGUCCUCUUUCCCCAAACGUAUCUCUCCCUUUGAGCCUGCUGGUGUAACGUAACUCUGCAUGGCAACACUGGAAACACAACUAAAGAUGUGUUAUGAUUCUUUAGAGCUACCAGAGGGAUACCUCUAGCUUGCUUGUCACAGCUGUAUAUAGUUAAGUGUAUUAUUGUAUAUGAUGCCAGUAUAUUCCCCCCCUGCCCCUGAAAGGCAUGCUGGAGUGAUUUGCAUAGAUGUGUUGCUUUUUGGGAAAACUUUUACUCUGAUUAUCAGAACUUCACAUACCCAGUACAGUAACUAAAGUAUUUAAAUGGCAAAAGAAUGAAGAUCAAUGUUGGAUGUAUAUGACUAAUAUGAACAUAAAUAGGUAUUUAUAAGCUAUAUAUUCUUAUGGAAUAUCUUUUCGAAAGGAAGAAAGAUUUACGUUUUGAAAUAAUCCCAAAGCCAGGAUUUCCCCUUAUCUUCUUCCUUUUUUUCUUUAUUGUCCUCACUUACUUUCCUCUCAUCUGGUCAUAAAUGUGAAGUGAAAAUCUGAUGCUGUAUUUAUUUUUUCCUCAUGACAACUAAUGUGAAAUAAAAUGAAAGUGUAGGAAUUUCUGACCACUUCUAUACCAAGCUGAUCCGAGUUUCAAAAAUGUCUUAUUUAUUGUGAAGUAGAUGGACGCUGGACUUAUAACUUAUCUAUUUAUUGAGCUUGAUGUAGAUAACAGGGUUGCUUUGAGGUUUGCUAGUGUUGAGAAAAACACACUUGGACUUGAGGUGAUUGUGAAACCAUCACAUAGUGGUUUCACUAACAAGCUAAAGGAUUCAACAUGCACUGGAAGCCAAAACACUCACUAAACACACAUAACUUGAAUGAUAUAUUUAACAUGAACAUUUUUUUAUUCUGUAAUUUCCUCUGUUUGGAUUUUUCACCUUUUGCAUGACCCUCUCCUCUUAUUUGCAUGUGCUGAUAAUGCACACUGUACAGGUAUUCCUAUUUUGGAGAGACACAGUGUUGUUUGGCAGCCCUGUUCGAGUUUUUUUUUAACUCUUGUGUUUGUAUCUAACUAAUGUGUACCUGUACAUAGGACUCCUUAGUGGUUUGAUGUGUAUAGAUGAAGUAAUUUUGGGGCUUUGUGGGUCUGUUUGCAUUGUAUAUUUGCAUUAAAUCAAAGUGGAACUGCAUUCGUCUACACUGAUAUUCGCUUUUCAUUAAAACUGAUACAAUGUAAA
Molecule: messenger RNA, 2883 nt
Organism: Plectropomus leopardus (leopard coralgrouper)
Lineage: Eukaryota; Metazoa; Chordata; Actinopteri; Perciformes; Serranidae
Gene: grinaa
Product: glutamate receptor, ionotropic, N-methyl D-aspartate-associated protein 1a (glutamate binding)
Biological process (GO): negative regulation of apoptotic signaling pathway
Cellular component (GO): endoplasmic reticulum; Golgi apparatus; membrane
Source: RefSeq, a predicted model, not a curated record